UCUCAAGUGCCGCCAAAAAUCAUCUUCCUGGCUUUUCAGCUAUUCGAAUUGGAAGUAAUUUUUCUCUCUUCCACUGAAAACAUGCCUUAUUACGACGAAGGAGAGUCGACCAGCAGCGUAAGUACAAUACCAGAAGAGAUAAAAUUUACUGAAUGGCUCAUUUUAGGGGCAAAUUUACCGGAAUUGAACUUAGAGUCAGCUGAUUCCACGAGUAAAUGUUCUCAAGUCACGGAAAUUCUUUCGCGCAUGCAAACUAGGCCAUGAGCAUUUCAACUGAAUGUUUUCCUGGGCACUUCUAUUGAUUUAAGUCUUUCAAUUUUUUCAGUCCUAACCCCGUAAAAAAUGGUUAAUUUUGAUUGAGACUAUAAUCCACAAGAAGCUGGACAAAGCUUUGACAGGCUAAGAAGCUAAGAAACUCUUUGUUUAUAUCAAAAGUGAAACAGUUAACUUCCGUACGCGCACUUUUGCCUUUUAUAACUUUAGUAAUAGAAAAUUCGGUCGUGUUAAAAUCGUAACCGCAAACCGGGGAAUUUAUGGUUAGUGGUUGUGAAUGGAUUCCUGCAUUUGGCUAUUGAAUUUGAGCUAAGACUAUGGUAAUUGUGAGAAAAAGCUCCCCCCACCGACAGACCACCGACAAGUAAGUAAAGGGUUAGCGACAGGUGGUAAAAUAAGGAAAAUCAAGAAUGGAACUUUUGGGGAUUUGGCAAACCAUUUUGUCUCUCGGCAAGCUUAAAUGGAGUCAUUAGACACCAUAUUUACAUUUUACAAAACUGACUAAAACAUACAUGGGCCUUUUGAAGAAUAUUACUACCGUGGAAAUGACUUGGGAAACUUUACCAGAAUUCUGCCUGAGGGUCCUCAAAAGAUGGCAAAUGGCGUAUGGAAAGUAUAAAGUAUGUUAGCAGACCAAUGUCUUUUCCUUUUAUCUCAGAUUCCCCAAUCAUUCAUUCUUGUGGGCUACCAGCAUUCUCCAGAAGCACCAGGAUUGGUACUCAUCCCAAAAGAGCUGGCCGCUUUAUUUAGGCAAAGUAGUUAAACAUCUGUCAUGAUCUGAAUUAGAUAUUAACCUUUGCCAGCAUUUAUUUUUUCUGCCUGGUUUUUGAAAAUCUCUGGAGAACACUGAGUUAUGUGGAGACCAAAUAGUUAGCACAUUGGACUCCAGGCUGAGCACAGUAUGAGUAUGACAAUGAUGAUCAUGAUAACAAAUUUAUUACUCCGGCCCAGGCCCUAUGGGCCUGGGCCAGGAGUUAUAAAUUCGGCUCGAUUUGUAGUUUUCGACACAAAUCUGCAUUCUUGCGCAAUAUUGUGACGUAAUCCCAGUGCGCUUUGCAGGCGAGCUUUUCCAUUUGACAGGCUCGUGUUUCUGUAUCGUGCUCAAGCUCACGUUUGUUCAAUUCGUUCAAUUCGCUCAAGCUCACGUUUGUUCAAUAAAAGGCACUGGAUGUAGCUGUUCAUUCCUGGCUAAAGGUAAGCUGUCUUGUGUAUUCUUUGUUAUUUUGAGUUGUGCUGUAGCUUUUUUCCAAACACUGCAACAUUCUCUCACCGUCGAAAACAAAUAAAGGUUGAAUGCCAAUGAAUGCCUUGAUACCUUGAAUGCUAAACUUACGAAAGUACACUGAAUGCCUGAACAAGAAUCGGGAUUAAGCUUAAACUAAAAUGCACUACUUAGAACCUGAAUGCCAGAAUUCCUAUGUAAACAACUUAGAAGUGAAUAAUGGCCGUAAUUGUUGUUGCCCAGAGUCUACAUUUACAUCUGUACCUUGACUGUCGUCUUGUUAUUCCAAUAACCAAAAUGAUUUACUACCAUAAACGGACUGUCACUAGAUUAUGACAUUUAAUAACAACCAUUCCUCAAUCACAACAUUUUAUUUUAUUUCAGGUCAUACAGCAUCUCUUCAAAUGGCAGGAGCCAAAACCCAAGCCAACAGAACAAGACAUAGUAAAUCUACUAAGCACUAAGUUCACACUGAGAGUGGAUCUCGACCGAAAAAUAUUGGAACACGCUGCACCAGCAGACACCGACACUCACCCUGAGCCAGAAGAAGAAGAAUCAAACUCCAAAAAAGUUAAAACAGCUUAAGUAACUUGAUUUAGAACAGUGGUCUUGAUUUUAUUCUCUUAACACAGACACAAGAUCAUCUAAUAACAUGUUUGAAUAUCAAAGUACUUGGUUAAUGUAAAGUAUUUCGUUAAUGCCUUACCAAAUUGUUAUCACAUUUUAUUUGUUGUUUUACGAGAGAUUCAUACAUUUAUAAAAUGAAAAAAAAGUCCGUUGAAAUAGCAAUUCCAGCCUUCUGAGAGAAAUUUCCAGUCAAAACACCAUCAUCACCCACCCCCAACUGGGGCUCAACGAAGGGAUGCCCCAUCCCUUUGCGAAGGUUCAAAACUUGCUGAUACACCCCCCUUUUCCUCCACCGCACCCCCAAUACUUUUUUACAAGUCCCUAAAGACCCAACAGGAAAAAAAACCCUCAAAUUCCAACACAAAUCUGAUAAUACUCCAACAGCUCAUUGUUUAUUGUCAUAUAUACACACAUUGUUUAAGAAUCAAUCCCCCCCCCACCCAAACAUCCACCCCUAAAAUGGCCGAAGUGAACGCUCAACAGGCGUCUUGUUUCAUGAAAGUUUCAGUCUUGUAAACUUUGAAAUAGAGCAGAAAUGAAUUGAGUUUGCACAAUUUCACUGUAGUGCAGUAGAUCACAGCAACCAAACUGCACAAGAACCAAUCAAAUCUUGGAAACAGUAGCCUUAUCCUAGAACUGUACAUCACUUAAUAUCCACUGAUCAAAAAUCUGUUGAACUCCAGAAGAGUCCAAGCUGUCCCAAUGCAUUACAAGCAAUCAAUGAAUUAAUAUUAAGUAAUGAAUUUCCAGAAAACUGCUGUCAUUAAGCUUUUUAGUCGAGGAGCAGUUGAUGUUAAAAAAAUGGAUUGAAAAUAUUUAAGUCUCUCUCAAACUCAUCAUAGACUACCUUCAAACUUCAAGUUAGAACAGCUGACAUGAAUGAAACUGAACAAAAAAUUUAUGGGGUGGAGACUAAAAUUCAUUUCUUUGUUAUCCACUGAAUGUUUUAUUGAAAUAGGGGCCUUCCACUUGCUGUGGAAAUUUUUUUUUAGAAUAACGUUGUGAAAUUAGAAGUUAAUUGUCUUCCAUUUAUGCAAUACAUCUUUACUUAUCUUAGUACACACCAAUCAACUUCUAUGAUUAUUAAUAACAGUCACAGGCCUGUUUGACUUGACCUGUGGAUCAGAUAAAGCUGCAUUUCAGUCACCAUUUAUGGAGCUAGGACAAAGCCCUGAAGGAUGUUCCUCGUUUAUGUUCCCUAGGAUAAUGGGACCUGCAAAGGUACAUUGACUUGCCUCUAAUUUCUGUUGAAACCUUUUUAUAACAUGAGUUAAAGAGCAUAUUUCAAGUUAUUGUCAUAAUUUGUGAAAUUACAACACAAAUUCUUAAUCUUCUUUAGUCCAAUGAAAUGUUGCUUGCUGGAUGCAAACUGACAGCAGUUGAAGCAAGAGACUGUGGAUUGGUUACAGAUGUUUUCUCCCAUGACAAGUUCACAGAAGAAGUUCAGAACAGAAUACAAGCAAAGGCCAAGCUACCCCCCAGGUAGAAAAUUGAAUUGUAGAGUUUUACAGCAGGGCACCCUCUACAAUGGAGUCGCUAUAACAUUUGGAGACAGGCUUGUCAAAGGAGGAGGAGUUGGGGAAGGGGUCUAUUUGUAAUGUCUUAGGGAUAUUCUCAGCCAUAUGGCUUCUGUCAAUAAAUUGCUGAAAGAAGCCCAAGAGUAAAACUUCUGUUUUCUUUCAUAUAUUCCUUUCAGCCUGAAAAGAAUAAAAGGUAUCCUGCCUUACUCAAGUUUUAUUGCAACAUAUAAUCGUAGUGAUGAAUACAGGAGUGGGGUUUCCCAUAUUUUAUUUAUCAAUUCUAAUUUUUAUCAUGAUCAUUUAUAUUUAACUGUAGACAAUAGGGGUUUUGAGUGAAGUGUUAUUUUAGACGACCAAUAAAUGUUUUGUACUAUCAUUCAAUAAGUGUUCCUUUUUUUUAUUUUGUUCACUUAACAGUCUUUGUUGUUGUCCAAGCAGUUAAUAUGUGAUUCAUUCCAUGAUUUGUUACAUGGUGCCAACAAAAAGGAGUGUGCUUUACUUGAAGAACACUGGCUUUCAUGAGAGUGUAUGCAGGUGAUUAUGGCUUUCAUGCAGAGAAAGUCCAAAUUGUAGCCCAGCUUUCAUUUCCUUGCCACAUUGUAAUUAGGGCUUUAUCAAACUCAACCACAAUGAGCUGCAAAGGUUAAAGUUUUGGUGUUACUUUCAAUCACCCAAUCAAGUAGUCUUACUUGCAGCUGAUUUUUUCUUGAGGAAGGGAAUGGGGGGAUGUCACUGAAGCAAAACGGCUGUGAAGGAGAUCACUCAAGUGGCCGCAAAACCAUCAAACUGUCACGUGAUAGAAGGGUGGGAUGUUCGUCACAUUGGCUGAUCAAUGUUAAGAAUUUUUUAAAUGUUAAAUUCACUCUUUGCCAAUUAUUCAAUUGUUAAUUGGUCUAUAGUUAUUAAUCUUAUUUUACUGGUAG
This is a messenger RNA of Pocillopora meandrina, 4565 nucleotides long. NCBI's taxonomy places the organism in Eukaryota, Metazoa, Cnidaria, Anthozoa, Scleractinia, Pocilloporidae. The record is from the annotation of a GenBank genome assembly.